AUGAUGCGCGUCUGACUCGUGUAGUCUUCAUCAAGCAUUGUUAUCGCGAACAUGCCGAAUGUACAAGACGAGCACGACUCGAGCUAUAGGGAAGACAUUCGGAAUGUUUUCAAAUUGAACAAUUGGAUUUUAGGCUCAAUCGGCAUCUGGCCAGUCGCCAUUCGCGGUAUUGGACGACACACGUCCAAAAUUGCGAUCGCGCUCUGCAAUUUCGCGCUUAGUUUUGCAUUAAUACCAUGUGCCUUGUAUAUCAUCUACGACGAAAAGGACAUCAUCAUGAGGUUGAAGUUAUGCGGUCUUCUGGCCUUCUGUCUCACCGCAAUGACAAAAUAUUGCAUCCUCACGAUACGUCGCCCUAAGAUACUACGCUGCAUCGAAUACGUGAAAAGCGACUGGUGGCAGGUGACAUUCAGAUCUGAUCGCGAAGUGAUGCUGAAGUACGCUGCCAUAGGUCGCAAUCUAACGAUUAUCGGAGCAUCAUUCAUGUAUACCGCUGGUAUCAUUUAUUAUAUGAUCUUGAUUCCAUUUUUUUCCGACAACAAAGUCAAUAAUCAAACUGUCAGACCGCUAGUGUAUCCAAUUUAUAGUAAAUUUCGUCAAUCUCAAAUUACUCCGGUGUAUGAAAUUGUGUACGUAGCUCAUUGCAUGUGCGGAUAUACGAUAUAUUCGAUAACAGCGGGUGCGUGCGGACUUGCCGCCUUAUUCGCCACUCACGCAUGCGGUCAAAUUGAAAUGAUCGUAUCACGAUUAGAAGAUCUCCUAGAUGGUACAAGAUUUAAGGAAAAUUCGGAAAUUCAUCAACGAAUCGCUGCCAUCGUGAAGGAUCAUGUUCGAGUAAUAAGAUUUGCGAUUGUUGUCGAAGAAGUUUUACAAGAAGUAUGUUUAGUAGAAUUCACUAGUUCUGUAUGCACAAUAUGUCUACUCGAAUACUACUGUAUAGUGGAUUGGCAAGAAGAUAAUAAACUUAGUUUAGCAAAUUAUUUUCUGCUCUUUGUUUCCUUCUGUUUCAAUAUAUACAUAUUAUGCUAUAUCGGUGAGCUUCUCAUGGAAAAGAGCAGUCAAAUUGGAUAUAUAUGUUAUAUGAUUAAUUGGUACCAAUUAUCGCCAAAAUCAGCUCGCAGUCUUAUAUUGAUAAUUGCCAUGGCAAGCCAUCCUAUAAAAAUUAGUGCUGGAAGAAUGGUAGAUUUAUCAUUAUCAACUUUUGGAAAUGUAUUAAAAACUAGUGUGGCAUAUUUGAGCUUCCUUCGGACGUUAGUAAUGUGAUUUAGAUACUGUAUGAUCGA
This is a messenger RNA of Camponotus floridanus (Florida carpenter ant), 1283 nucleotides long. RefSeq names its product odorant receptor 4-like. Gene Ontology annotation, biological process: detection of chemical stimulus involved in sensory perception of smell; sensory perception of smell. NCBI's taxonomy places the organism in Eukaryota, Metazoa, Arthropoda, Insecta, Hymenoptera, Formicidae. The record is from RefSeq and is a predicted model, not a curated record. The transcript has 6 exons. Gene Ontology annotation, cellular component: plasma membrane. Gene Ontology annotation, molecular function: olfactory receptor activity; odorant binding.